AUGUUAAAAACGAAACCCCUUAACGACCUCCUCUCGCAGAGUAUCUCUGCAAAUGUCUCAUCUGCCCUGUACCAAAGCCCCCUUAUCAACCUCCUCCUCCUGCCGCGCAUUUUCUAACACUGAUACGACCAGACUAUUUACACCAUCUGGCUCUCUCCUCGCAACCGGAACCUCGCCGACUGCGCCCUCGGCAAAGAAAUCCAGAACACACGCUGCGCUAGCUGCGAACAUUUGGAGUCUUUACUCGCGAGUUGCCUCCUCUGGCGCAGUCGAAGCUUCGCUCCCGGCCAUUCCGUCCACCAAUGUUGCCGCUCCGUCAUCUCCACUUGAAACCUCUACUGAUGGCCCCACUGAAGCACUCAAAUCACUUACUCUUGAGCUCUCAGAUUACAAUCUUCACAUACAAAUCGUUGCAGAAAGAGUCCUGCUUUGUCUUAUUGGGCCGAAGGCUGCUAGCGGCAGCAGUAGGAGUAGUCUCCAUAGUGAAGGAGAGAGCAAGUCGGCAAAGAGCGGGGGUGGAGGAGGCAGUGGGAGCGGUAGUGGUGUCGUGGCGGGUAGUGGGUUGGGAAUACUGAAGACUCAAGCUGUCGCAUUAGCGAACUACCUCGAUGGGGAGCUUCGCGGAUUUGAGUUGCCGGACGGGAUAUAG
Molecule: messenger RNA, 649 nt
Organism: Tuber aestivum (summer truffle)
Lineage: Eukaryota; Fungi; Ascomycota; Pezizomycetes; Pezizales; Tuberaceae
Source: the annotation of a GenBank genome assembly